Carlito syrichta (Philippine tarsier) is the source of this 796-nucleotide messenger RNA. RefSeq names its product chromosome unknown CXorf58 homolog (gene CUNHXorf58). The transcript has 5 exons. The annotation marks the transcript as partial. The record is from RefSeq and is a predicted model, not a curated record. NCBI's taxonomy places the organism in Eukaryota, Metazoa, Chordata, Mammalia, Primates, Tarsiidae.
AUGGAUCACCUCAGGCACGGGUGGCGCAAUGCGCCACAGAGGCCCCAGAGGCGAGCACCUGCUGUGUCUGCGGCUGCAGUGGCUGUCCAGAUCGCUGCAAUGCCCCAGCAGUGGCAACGACUGAGCUCCGCAGUGGUUGAUGCUUAUAAUAUAAUGGGGAAAAAGAAAUUUUAUCAUCAAAUUGUGGAAGAUGAGCGUCUUUUCCAGAAGUUCAAAGUAACUGAUAUAAGAGAUAUUGUCACCAUGCAAGAUUACAUGCAAUAUUCCAGUUUUCUGGAUAAGACCCCUGCGUCUUCUGGUGGCAGAAGUAACUACUGGCGAAAAUUAAGCCUUGAAAACAUUCCCAGGACAAUGAUAAUAUAUGACAUAGUUGAUUAUGCAGAGUCUGGAGUAAUCUCAAACCGUCUACAAAAAGAAAUGAAGUAUCUGUUACAGAGACCAAAAACAGAAGAGAUGCGUCAGCACCAGCUACGGAUUGUUUCUGAAAUUAGGUGGCCAUCCUCAAGUUUUCAACCUGUGUAUCGGCCAUACAAACAAAGUCAAGUUAAACAUCUGGGUCGUCGAUCCAAGCAAGCUCAAAUGAAAGUUGAAAAAAUGAGAAAAACUUAUUUGGCUAAAGAAAAAAAUGUUUCUGAAGUGUCUGAACCACGAAUGGACACACCAGAUACAAAGCAACGACACACAAUAGUCAUCUCCACGCCAUCUUUUGACAUUGUGAAAGUUAAUGAAUCUACGUCAGACAACGAAUUGGAAAAAGAAAAGAAUUUAUUUGCCUGGCAUCAAGACAUGUGUAUGG